Molecule: messenger RNA, 1272 nt
Organism: Girardinichthys multiradiatus
Lineage: Eukaryota; Metazoa; Chordata; Actinopteri; Cyprinodontiformes; Goodeidae
Product: olfactory receptor 6N2-like
Exons: 3
Coding region: 1-1272 (423 amino acids)
Biological process (GO): G protein-coupled receptor signaling pathway
Cellular component (GO): membrane
Molecular function (GO): olfactory receptor activity; G protein-coupled receptor activity
Source: RefSeq, a predicted model, not a curated record
AUGAGGAAGAUCAACAUCAACAAGGCUGCAGGUCCAGACAUGGUCUCAGUCAUCAUUCAUUGCUUCGAGAAGAUCCUCCUGAAGUGCAUCAAGGAUGCCAUCCCCGCUGGCCUGGACAGCCUGCCGUUCACCUACAGGGAGAAUCGCUCCACAGAGGAUGCUGUCUCAUUAGCACUUCACAUGGCUCUGACACAUCUGCAACAUCCUAACACCUAUGUUAGGGUAUUUGUGGACUUCAGCUCAGCGUUCAACACCGUCCUUCCUGACAUGCUUGCCACAACCUUGGUUUAUUUGCACCACUUUGCACUUCCUCACCAACUGGCCCCAGGAGUUUUUAUAAUUAUAUUGCUCACUAAAAUGAAUGCAACAUACAUCACUCUUGAUGGCCAUGUAGAGGUUGAAAAAUACAGAUAUGUUUACUUUAUUUUAAUGUUUACAAGUUAUAUUUUGAUCCUGUCCAGCAAUACUACAGUUGUUAGUCUGAUUGUGAUUCACAAGAACCUCCAUGAGCCUAUGUAUAUUUUUAUUGCUGCUUUGUUAAUGAACUCCAUGCUUUUCAGCACUGUGGUUUACCCAAAGCUUUUGAUAGACUUUUUAUCUGAAAAACCUAUGAUAACUUAUCAGGUGUGUCUCCUCCAGAGUUUUUUAUUUUAUUCUUUAAGUGGUUCUGAAUUCUUGCUUUUGACAGCCAUGUCUUAUGACAGAUAUGUGUCCAUAUGUAAACCUCUGCAAUAUCCAACUAUUAUGAGAAAAACUAAAGUGAGUAUUUUCCUUGUCUUAGCUUGGCUUGUACCUGCUUGUCAUGUUGUUGUGGCUGUCAUUGCAUUUGCUAAUGUAAAACUCUGUAGCUUUACGUUGAAAGGCAUUUUCUGCAACAAUUCAGUGAAUUAUCUUUUCUGUGUGCCUUCAAGGGCAAUAAUGAUAUUUGGCUUAGUGGUCCUAUUCAAUAUUAGUCUUUUUCCAAUGCUUUUUGUACUAUUCACUUACACAAUGAUACUUAGAAUAGCCUAUAGAAGUUCUGGGGAAGUCAGGAAAAAAGCUGCACAGACAUGUUUACCUCACCUGCUGGUUUUAAUCAACUAUUCUUGUUUGCUUACUUAUGACAUGAUUAUUGUUAGGCUUGAAUCUGAUAUUUCAAAGACUGUACGUUUUGUAAUAACACUGCAAAUAAUAAUCUAUAAUCCUCUUUUCAAUCCAAUCAUAUAUGGACUGAAAAUGAAAGAAAUUUCUAAACGACUAAGACAGUUGUUCUAUUAUGCUAGAGGAAAAUAA